AUGGAACAUCCAAAGUUCCGCAGAACACGAAAUGGAGACCUGCUGCUGAAGGCCUCACCAGAGGCCCUGGCCGUUGGCCCUCGACGGGCUGCUGGUGAGGCCCCAUACAGGGCAAAAAAGCCCGAGGAGGUGGAUGCAGAGGCAUGGGCCCACGUCAGCUCCAAGGGUGGCGACACCAGCAACGCCACCCUGGUCCUGAGCCGGUGGAAGGUCCAGUUCGGCCGAUACCUGGGUAAGACCUUCCACUGGCUCCUGGAGAAUGACGUGGGCCAUGCAGUCAACCUGGUUGCCUCCCACCAGAAGGAGCGAGAGAGGACAGGGUCUCAGUCCCCACUCAUGGCCAACAAGGAUGCCUUCACCCGCUACUCCUCGGCGUACCCUGACUUCGUGGAGGCAGUCAGGUUUCACCGUGCGUUCGAGGAGGCGCGGGUGAAGUCCCUCCAGCCUGGACAGGAGGGACAGGCCCUUGUUGGCUUUGGGGACUUCAAAUAUGAGACCCUGCAGAGCCUGUACGAGUCGAAGGACCCCAAACACAUCCGAGUUGUCGACUACCUGAGGAGGACGGCGCCGGCUCCUGGCACGCAGAUGGAGAACGCUGUCCGCUACGUCCGGGGCAGGGACAGACAGAGAGCGAGGACUGCUGCUGCUGCUGCAUCGUCCACCACCACUGCCAGCAGCAGCAGCAGCACAGCCUCUGUCUCGGCCGCCAGCCAGAGAUCCAGGAGCUCCUCUCAGCCUCUGAGUUCUAAGCUGGCGGCCUUUGUCUCCGGGAGGCGUUCUCUGUCUGCGGUGGAAAUGCAGGCCAAAGUGCUUAAGAUGGUGGCCCCUAAGCCUGCAUUUCCAGCCUCCUCCUUUGCACCCUUCAGACCAGCUCUCCCCUCAACACCAUCUGAGGAGCCCUCAGAUAAAGAGCUGGUCCAAGCGGUAGUCGACAUGGAGCAGUCAGCAGCAGGAGAUGCUGCAGCCCAGCCGCCGCCUAAGGAGGACUCUGAGCCAGCCUUCCUCCCUCCCCUUCCACCUGCUGGCAGUGCAGAGCUGCUGCCUCAGUCCUGGCGGGCAGCUCUGACUGCAGAGCAGCAGGAGUGGAUCGGCCGGGUGCUGUUUUCCAGGGGCAGCCGGGGGAGGUCCCAGCUGAACCAAGACCUCAAUCUCUGGUGGUACCCCCCCCAAGCCCGGCCGGUCUACAACCAGCCUCCCGCGUCCCCCGACCCCUUCUUUGCAUGUCGGCUGUUUGUCUGGAUGCCACACCGCAUGUGGCGUCUGCAGCUGACAUGCCCCCAGCCUUUGUGCACCGGGUCCAUGACAAAGGCUGGGCUGUACAGGACCAUCCGGAGGGUCCUAGACAUUGACGGCUGGUAUCUCAUGGCCACUGAGUACCUGAGCUGCCGUCAAUGUAAGAAGAAGGUCGGAGGAUGGUCACAGGGCAUUGUUAGGCAGCUGUCCCCCACCUACAGCUGCCAAUUCCCAGCUAUACUGACGUAUAGGCUGUCCUGUGACCUGAGGGUGGUUGCGCAGCUGAGGUCCCGCACUUUGGGAAACAGUGCUGCUCGGUUGCACAACACCCUCCGGGAGGCACAUUCAGAAGCCUGGAUGCGGAGAGCGAUCCAGUACCUCGGCGUGUGCGAGCAGUUCCUGGCCUUGUGCGUGGUGAGGGGGCAGUUUCCACCACCACCGGAGAUGCCCCCUGUCCCUUCACCCAUCUGGCUGCUGACCGUCUACAGCUAUGACGUUCUCAUGCGGCUGGAUGAGUACAAGGCCAGGAUCACGUCCACCUUCGGAUCCAUCUUAAAGAUGGAUUCCACCAAGAAGGUGACGAAUAAGCUCGCUGGUACCGCCGCAGACACGGCCGCCUGGGCCACCAACAUAGGCAACGAACAUGGGCAGGUCCUCAUCAGCGUCCUCACCAGCUCCGAGGGCUCUGACGGCCUGUCCAUGAUGGCGGCCGGGUUAAUGAGGCGGUACCGACUCGCCGGGGUACCCCCCCCCCAGCUCCUAUAUGUCGAUCGGGACUGCUGCAACAGAGACGGCUUGUCCAAGACAGCUGCCUUGUUUUCGGUGUGAAAUGUUU
Messenger RNA from Centropristis striata (black sea bass), 2068 nucleotides. RefSeq lists its product as uncharacterized. Bases 1 to 2061 code for a protein of 686 amino acids. Lineage: Eukaryota; Metazoa; Chordata; Actinopteri; Perciformes; Serranidae. The transcript has 9 exons. The record is from RefSeq and is a predicted model, not a curated record.